AGCAGAGAGUUCUCAUCCAGCACAAAGCCCCACCUUGGAAGAAUACUUCCUUCCCUUUUCCAUUGUUCCCAUGGGCCACCAGGUGGGGGAAGACAAAGGAACGGUGUCAGGGGCAGCUGGAUUUUGGUGGAGGAUCCGACCUCUUUCUUGCCAUGAUCACCGCCGUCUGAUGAGGAAUGACACAGCAUAGAAUCCUCGGUUGAGUACACGUGCUAGUUUUCUCUCUCUCUCUCUCUCUCUCUCUAACUUUGCUUCUAUGCAUGGAUUUUCUCCUCCCCUGCACCGCCCAAUGGCUACCAAGGGGAGAAAAAGCUCGAUGGAAGCUACCACCACUCUCCUUCCUCUUCUCCCUUUCUUUCUCUGUAACUGCUUGCACAGAAGCUAAAACCUCCCACAGCUGCUACAAGAUAUCUUCACACUACACGAGGAAGAAGAGAAAGCAGGGCAGUUGGAAGCAGAGAGAGAGAGAGAGAGAGAGAGAGAGAGAGAGAGAGAGAGAGAGCUGGGGCAAUUAGAUCUUGAGCCGAGAAAUCAGGAAGCCUCAAAGAUCUAGGGGAAUUUCUUGAACCCAUUUGAGCUCGUAAACUGUCCGUUCUUGAUCUUGGCCAGUGCACGCACUCGGAUGGAAGGAGAUCGGCUGACGCCGGCGCCGGGGCUGCUGCCGUUGUCGAAGCACCGCUGCAAGGUGUGCAGCAGGAGCUUUCCGUCAGGGAGAUCUUUGGGUGGCCACAUGAGGUCUCACGUCAACGUGGCCGCCAAGUCGCCCUCGUCUGACGAGCGGCGGAGGGAGAACCCCAGGAAGACUCGGAAGCGAUCGGAUUCCGGCGGUGGAGGUGGAGAGGUGCAGUGCAAGGAGUGCGGGAAAGAGUUCCUGUCCUGGAGAGCGCUCUUUGGGCACAUGAGGUGCCACUCCGAGAGACCUUACGAGGAGAGAGGAGAGCGUGACGGCUCCUGCAGCAAUGCCGGCCAUUGCAAUAGCCUCGAGAACCAAUUCGACAGCGAGGCCGCAGCAGCAACCGUUUCACGGAAGAUGCUCUCGAAGUGGAUCGGUCUGGCCUCUGUUUGCUCCUCUUCAGCUUGCCAGUACGAGCCCGAGGACGAGGACGGCGCCAUCAGCCUCGUGCUGCUCUCGAAGGGUGUCAGACACUGGAGCGGCGGCUGCAGUGAGUCUCCGAACAAGGAUUCAGAGGUUCCUGAGAGCUCGGACUUUGUCUCAGAUGGCAGUGAGAAGAAGGGAUUCGAGUUAGAUGAUUUAAGAACCGAGUUCAAGAAGGUGGAAUCUGAUGCUUCCGAUGCUGGGAUUGUUAGGGAUGACAUGAACCCUGAUAGCUCCAAGCAAGAUCUGAGCUCUGCUGUUACCGAACCAAGCAUGAAGCCUGGAUUCGAUGCAAGUGGUGUUCGACUCGGAAAGAAUUCUUCAAGCACACUGGAGAGAUCGGAUGGUUGCUCGGACAAGACCACCAAGAAGAGAAGCUGGUUCGACUGCAAGCCCUGCAACAAGGUUUUCCGCUCCUACCAAGCUCUCGGAGGCCACAGAGCAAGGCACAAGCGGAUGAAAGGCUGCCAUGGCCACAGGCUCCAUGGCGUUGACAACAGCAUGGAGACAGAUGGUUCGAUUAAUGGAACAGCAACGGAGGAAACCUUCGGUCGCCAUGGAUCACCCAAGUCGACCAAGGGUCAUCGGUGUCCGAUCUGUAGUAAGUUCUUCAGCUCCGGCCAGGCUUUGGGCGGUCACAAGAGGUCUCACUUGGUGGCAAACACUGCUUGCCCCGUUGUGAUUCCUCGCCAGCCAUUCAAGAUGUCCCAGUUGCUCGAUCUCAACCUUCCUGCUAAUGGAAGCGACGACUAUGGUGGACGGGAGUCAACCUCAAGCACGAGCUACUGUUUCAUCCACUAACAGGUCCAGUUGCUGCUGACAGUUGACCUUUGACCUCUGUUUUCUCAGUUGCUUCUCCUUUACAUUGUUUUGUCCAAUAAACCGAUGUUGAGGUUAUGACAUCCUAUGAAUCAGUGGUUUGAAGCUCCAAAGAAGCUCAGUUCUCGACAGUGUUCAUCAGCAAUGAUCAUUCUAUUGAAAUAUUGAUUGCAUGUUGAGUAAAGGUCAUCUGUAAAACAGAGGUAUCCUGAAAACUUCAUUUAAUCUGCAAUUGCUGUAACUUCAGUUCUCAUCAAAAUGAUGUAGUUUUCAAUUUCUAUUCCA
Messenger RNA from Musa acuminata subsp. malaccensis (wild Malaysian banana), 2200 nucleotides. Its product is annotated as zinc finger protein ZAT9. The record is from RefSeq and is a predicted model, not a curated record. Lineage: Eukaryota; Viridiplantae; Streptophyta; Magnoliopsida; Zingiberales; Musaceae.